GGGGGGGGGGAGAGAGGGAGAGAGAGAGCGCGCGGCCUGGGCGCCCCCAUGGCCCUGCCCCCGGCCCCUUUCCCCUGGACCUUCCGGCCUGGCUGCCCGAGCUACGCCACCUUCGACCGGCCUCCCUACAGCCGCCUCGUGGUGAUGGUGAGAGGGACGCCGCACAUCUCGUCCGUGGCGCCGCACUUCGCCUCCUUCGGAGAGGUGGAGGAGAUCUGGGGCGCGCACACCGACCUCAACCACUGCCUCCAGGGCCCGGUCUUCGUCAAGUUCGCGCGCAGCUCCCAGGCCUUGCGCGCCCUCGAGGCCUUCCGCGGAGCCCCCCUCCUCGCCUUCCCCCGCUUCGACCAGAUGUAUUUGGCUCAAAGCAGAGUUCCUGGAAAACCAUAUGAACUGGAUACGGAUCUUCAGAAAUUAACUGUAAUACAUGUCGCAGUCCCGAGGUCUUUUACUGAAAAUGUCUUGGCAAACAAAUUUAAGGUCUAUGGAGUUAUUGUUUCAUGUGUCAUCAUAAGGAUCGAGUUUGGAAAAUCUAAAGAUUUAGGAUACGUAGGAUUUUCAGUGCCAUCUGAAGCUGCUUUGGCCAUAGAGGAGUGUGACAAAAGUUUUGAAGCCGUUUGGGCUGAGGCUGAACCUGAUCCCCCUAAACACCCUUUUCUCAGAUUUGGUGUGUAUGGUGCCCAGCAGAGGACAGCAAAACAUGAAAUCCAAGGAGCCACCUUGAAUACUAUGUGUAAAAACACCAGUCUGGCUAAUGAUGUUAAACAGCCAAGUAAAGUCUCUGAAUCCAAAUCUCCUGUGAACAAUUCCAAACAGAAAACACCAUGCAACGAAGCACAAGAGAGCAGUGUGGAUACUUUGGGUAAAAGCACCAGUCUGGCUAAGGUUACAGAACCCAGUAAAUUAUCUGCAUCCAAAUCUGAUGUGAACAAUUCUAAAUCUAAAACAACAAACAAUGAAGUACAAAAGAGCAGCGUGCAUACUUCUGGUAAAGAUGCCAAAUGGGUUAAGUCUGCAAUGAAACCUGAGGUACGCUCUGAAUCCAAAUUUCCUGUGAACAAUCCCAAACACCAAACAACAAGCAGUGACAUUCAAGGGAGCAAGUUGAAUACUUUCAGUAAAGAUACCAAAUGGAUUAAGUCUGCAAUGAAACCUGUGGCACCCUCUGAAUCUAAAUCGUCUGUGAACAACCCCAAACACAAAACAACAAGCAAUGAAGUAGAAGUGAGCCGCUCAAAUUCCUUGGGUAAAUGUACCAAAUCGGAACAGCAAACUACUUCAUCUUCCAUGAUCUGCACUGAAAAUAAAAAAACAGGUAGACGUACCAAAUGGGAUCAGCUACCUACUUCAUCUUCUGUGAUCUGCACUGAAAUAAUGCAAUGGAGCAACUUGAUCCCUGUAGUUUCUAGGAUCACUUUGAAUGUGCCUGUGACCAGGACUGAAUCUGAACCUGGUGGUAAAGAACAGAAUGCCAUCACCCACAGAACACCGGGGAGCAAUUUGAUUCUUUUAGGUUCAGUUGACAAUGAUACAUCAUCUGAGCCUGCAGUCACGGCACGGGAAUCUAGUGUAAACUACUGGGUGAAUCACACAAAAGAUUAUCACACCAGUGAGGUUCAGAAAGUUUUAAAACCACCAGAGCACUCUGAAUACAAAUAUUAUGUGGAUGGUACAGAUUACAGUGCUGCUUUGUCUGAACCUUCAAUGCAGUCACCUGGCUCCAGUUCGGACUACUACUACUAUACAAGUGGCGUAGAACAGCAGACAGAUGACCACGGCGUAAAAGAGAGUAAUGUUACGACUUCAGAGGUUCUAAGGAGCUACAAAUAUGAGUGA
Molecule: messenger RNA, 1836 nt
Organism: Anolis sagrei ordinatus
Lineage: Eukaryota; Metazoa; Chordata; Lepidosauria; Squamata; Anolidae
Source: RefSeq, a predicted model, not a curated record